Messenger RNA from Psammomys obesus (fat sand rat), 3927 nucleotides. RefSeq names its product synaptotagmin 4 (gene Syt4). Gene Ontology annotation, cellular component: synapse; membrane; axon. Lineage: Eukaryota; Metazoa; Chordata; Mammalia; Rodentia; Muridae. Gene Ontology annotation, biological process: cellular response to calcium ion; vesicle fusion; calcium-ion regulated exocytosis. The record is from RefSeq and is a predicted model, not a curated record. Bases 238 to 1515 code for a protein of 425 amino acids. The transcript is spliced from 4 exons. Gene Ontology annotation, molecular function: clathrin binding; calcium ion binding; SNARE binding.
AAUUCGGGUUUCAGCCACGUCUGGAGUCUCGGAGACAAGCUUUUCAGAAGAGCCAAGACAGGAACAGGGCAGGGUGACACACUGCUGAUAAAGCGCGCGGACCUUCCUCCAGCCCCUCCCGCUGCAGGCGCGGGUCCCCGGACCCGCCGUGCCUCCCCUGGAAGCCUCGUUCCAGGGUCCUUCCAGGUGAAUCUGCCCGGAGUUCUUUCAGCACCUCGGACAGAGCACGCAGAAAACAUGGCUCCUAUCACCAGCAGCCGCGUGGAAUUUGAUGAAAUACCCACAGUAGUGGGCAUCUUCAGUGCAUUUGGCCUUGUCUUCACUGUCUCUCUCUUUGCCUGGAUCUGCUGCCAGAGAAGAUCAUCGAAGUCCAACAAGACUCCUCCAUACAAGUUUGUGCACGUGCUCAAAGGAGUUGAUAUCUAUCCUGAAAACCUAAGUAGCAAAAAGAAAUUUGGAGGAGAUGACAAAAACGAAGUUAAGAACAAACCAGCUGUGCCCAAAAUUUCACUGCACCUUGAUCUGGAGAAGCGAGAUCUCAACGGCAAUUUCCCCAAAAGCAACCUCAAAGCUGGCAGCUCUUCUGAUCCAGAAAAUGCAGCCCCAAAGCUCUUUACAGAGUCAGAAAAGGAGGCCAUUUCCCCUGAGAGCUUGAAAUCCAGCACCUCCCUCACUGAAGAGGAGAAACAGGAGAAGCUAGGGACACUUUUCUUGUCUCUAGAGUACAACUUUGAGAAGAAAGCAUUUGUGGUGAACAUCAAGGAAGCCCAGGGUUUACCAGCCAUGGAUGAGCAAUCCAUGACCUCUGACCCAUACAUCAAAAUGACAAUCUUGCCGGAGAAGAAACACAAAGUGAAAACCAGAGUGCUGAGGAAGACACUGGACCCUGUUUUUGAUGAAACUUUCACCUUCUAUGGGAUCCCUUAUUCCCACAUCCAAGAGUUGUCCCUGCACUUCACAGUGUUGAGUUUUGACAGGUUUUCAAGAGAUGAUAUCAUCGGAGAAGUCCUUAUUCCACUUUCAGGGAUCGAGUUAUCAGACGGAAAAAUGCUAAUGAAUAGAGAGAUCAUCAAGAGAAAUGCUAAGAAGUCUUCUGGACGGGGUGAGCUUCUGGUGUCUCUCUGCUACCAGUCCACCACAAACACGCUCACCGUGGUUGUCUUAAAAGCGCGGCACCUGCCGAAGUCUGAAGUGUCCGGACUUUCAGAUCCCUAUGUGAAAGUGAACCUGUACCACGCCAAGAAGAGAAUCUCCAAAAAGAAGACUCACGUGAAAAAAUGCACUCCCAACGCAGUGUUCAACGAACUGUUUGUCUUUGAUAUUCCUUGUGAGAGUCUUGAAGAAAUAAGUGUUGAAUUUUUAGUUUUGGAUUCUGAAAGGGGACCCCGAAACGAGGUGAUCGGGCGGUUGGUCCUGGGUGCCACGGCAGAAGGAAGCGGUGGGGGGCACUGGAAGGAGAUCUGUGACUUCCCCAGGAGACAGAUUGCUAAGUGGCACAUGCUGUGUGAUGGUUAGCUUCCUGGCUGCGAGCGGGGGCUUGGAGAUUUUUACUAGGAGAGAAGCAGUUUUCUUUCUUAUCCAUGACUGUAAGCUUGUGGCACAUCGAGCUACUUUAUUAUUUAUUUUUACUUAUUUACAUUGGUUAGAAGUGUAUUAAAUUAGUAGACCAGAAAAUAGUUGGAAAUGUGUAUCGUGAUAAUUUCCUCCUUUAUUAGAGGUGUUGUUCAAAUUUUCAAAAGAUACACAGUUUCCCUCUGUGUGGUAUUAAGUGGGCCAACCAAGCCUGUUAUGAACACUCUAGCUUAAUCUCAAGUCACAGAUGUGUGUGGUAGGUGAUGAUUUCAUUUUUGCCUUGGUAGUGGAAACCCAGGUGAUUGUUAAGAGUUAAAAAUGAAAAUCACACCUUUUUUGUAUGAUGAUUAAUCCAUUUUUCUUCAGGUUGGGGAGAUAGGUUUUAUUUCAAUCCAAAGAUAUUUCAGAAAUGUCCUUAAGUCUGUUUUUUUUUUUUCAGUUAAAUAUGUCAUGUUCAAAUGAUUGUUUUAUAUAACAAAGUAUGCUAAUGCUGUCCUUUCCAUUUGGUUUGUAAUUAUCUGAUAUAAUCCCAUCAUAGAAGGGGUAACUUAGGUUCACUUCAUAAAGACAGCAAACAAGUUGGGAAAUUAAUUUAUUAAAGGGCUGAAUUGAAGAACACUGUGGUUGAAAUGAGAUGUUUGUUCCCCAAGAUCAUGUGUGAGUCAUGUAAAAUGUAACUUUACCUAAAAACCAUGGUCUUGAAUUAUUCACUGCCCAUUACAAGCCUCAGUAUGGCCUAAGAUACUCCUCUUUACCUUUGUGAAGUUGUCAGACUCUUUAAUGAUAAAAAAUAAACUUAAGCUAGAAUUUCACUUAGGAACACAAUUUUUUUUUAAAAUAAAAAUCUAUCAGUGUACAAGUGUAUUUUCAAGACUCUCUUUUCCCCUCAGAGUGGACAUGGCUACCUAAGUUUUUAACUUAUUCUUUCCCAGGAAGAACUAAGUUACUCAAAAAGGAACAAAAGAAAAGAAAAAUACUUGAGAAAUUCAUUGUCAAGUUGAAAUCAACCAUUUUAAGUAAAUAAGACUAGGACAAAAAAAGAGUAAGCCUUUCAGAAUUUAUGAAUAUUUACAAAAUAUACAUAAGCUGUAAAAUUAGUCCAGACGGUAUGUCACUAUCUUUAGAGGCCAAAUUGUCAUGAGGUGUUAUUUUUUAAGGUAGUUUAAAGAAUUGUGUCUUGUGCCACUCCCAAUUGCUGAGUUCUGAAAUUCUUGCAAAAUCUGUUUGAGUCAGGCAGAACUCUGGCAUUUUCUGGGAAGACUUAAGUCAAUGGCGAUGUCUUCAUAUUUGGGUGAUUAGAGAAUCUAAGUGUGACUUAGGUCCAGCUGAGUUAUUAAAUAUGCAAGUUAGAGAUAAUGUCUACUGAAAAAUUUACCUUUGAGUCAAGUUUUGUGUCAGUGGUUUAGCCAUUUUUGAGAAUGUGUUUGAUAUCACAGUGUUUGUAAAUUCAAUGAAAAUGUAUUUCCGAUCCAGUUGUCCGUGCUUUUUAUGACUACAACGAAAGUCCGACUUUCUAUAAGGAACUAUAUUCACUCUGUAUGUACAAAAACUGAGACCAACCUCUUUUAUGCUUUUUUCACACUCAUUGUCAUCCAGUGACAAAGUCAUCUCUCAUCUCCAUCUACUCAGCUGGAAAGAACACGGAAUGAACUGCAGUCAUGUGGAGUUUGGGGAGGCCAGGCAGCCUCUGUGUGUAUGUACAUUUGAUGUCAUAGGCCAUGGAACAGAGUAUAGCUUGGAACUCUAAUGUCAUGAGGCGUCAUUUCCAAGUAUCCUACAGACUGUCAGGAAGUUGACGGUGAUCCAAUUUAUAGGAUGCCUUUUGGAAAAGGAUUUUUUUUAAAAAUAGAAAGGAAACCCGAUAACAAAUACUUUUAAAAAUCACAAGAAUUGCUUGUAAAUAGUUUUAAGUUUUACAAUUUAAAGUGUUUUGCUGGUGAAGAGUUGAUUGAAACGAUAACAGGUUUUAAGGAAAAGAGAAAAGAAGAAAGCAAGAAAGGAGAAAAGCAAGAAAAGAAUUGAAACAGGCAGGGAGAUAAGUGAUCUCAUCAUGUUUGAAAAUCGUACUGUUUAUGAUGUAUUACAAUAUCAAAGUGAAUAUCCAACUCUGCUAAUGUUCAUGCACUGUAUUAAACAUGUAAAUUAAUUUAUUGUCUGCUUAGCCUGUCUGACCACCCAAAGAGGGAGGUGCCAUGUCUGAAGAACUGUGUGAUUCAGUAGCUGACUUGUUCUGACUUGUUGUAGUUCAGUAGAAGUGACCCGGAGGUAAGCAUGGCGUGAGGGAGAUGGUGUCUGUUCUUUUGUGCCAGCACUGUGUGUUUGUAAGACACGAAUAAACUGCUGCUUUUGCCCAAA